Molecule: messenger RNA, 2169 nt
Organism: Pyrgilauda ruficollis (rufous-necked snowfinch)
Lineage: Eukaryota; Metazoa; Chordata; Aves; Passeriformes; Passeridae
Product: protocadherin gamma-B5-like
Biological process (GO): homophilic cell-cell adhesion
Cellular component (GO): plasma membrane
Molecular function (GO): calcium ion binding
Source: RefSeq, a predicted model, not a curated record
GCGCUGGUUCACAACCCGCUGAACGUUUUCCACAUCACAGUGGCGGUCGAGGACGUGAAUGACAAUGCGCCGCGCUUCCUGCAAGACCAUUUCCAACUGGAGAUCAACGAGUUGACUUCUCCGGGCGCCCGAUUUUAUUUGGGCAUGGCAGAGGACGCGGACGUGGGCAGUAACUCGUUGAAAGGCUACGAUCUGGAGACGAACGAGUACUUUGCUGUGGACGUGAAGGAAAGGCAGGAUGGCAGUAAGUUCGCGGAGCUGGUGCUGCAUCGCUCCUUAGACCGAGAGAAAGAGCAGAAUCUGCAUCUGCUGCUGACGGCUGUGGACGGCGGAGACCCGCCACGGACCGGAACGGCCCAGCUCAGGAUCAACGUCACGGACGCCAAUGACAACCCACCCGUGUUCGCGCAGGAUCGGUACCGCGUCAGCCUGCGUGAGGACACGCCUCCGGGAUCAACGGUGCUGAACGUGUCAGCCUCCGAUGCUGAUGCCGGCACAAAUGCCCGCCUCACAUACAGCUUCGGGAAAAUGCCGGCCAAAAUGCUUCAGAAGUUUUUGCUGGACGCAGAGAGGGGGUCCAUCACGCUGCAGGAGGCGCUGGAUUUCGAGGAUACACGCACAUUCAGCCUGGCUGUGGAGGCCAGGGACGGGGGCGGUCUAGUGGCGCAUUGCGAAGUAGAAGUAGAAGUACAGGACGUGAACGACAAUCCGCCGGAGGUGACGCUGACGUCAGUGUCGAGCCCAGUGCCUGAGGACGCACCGGCUGGCACCGUGGUGGCCCUGCUAAAAGUGCGGGACCGAGACUCGGGCGAGAACGGUCAGGUGUCGUGCGAGCUGUCGGGAGAGGCGCCGCUGUCGAUCGUGGCGUCGUCGGGCGGCUCGUACAAGGUGGUGACGGCGAGCGCGCUGGACCGCGAGCAGGCGUCCGAGCACCGCGUGACGGUGGUGGCCCGGGACCGGGGCAGGCCGGCGCUGUGGAGCAGCACGGAGCUGGUGCUGGAGGUGUCGGACGUGAACGACAACGCGCCGGUGUUCGAGGAGGCGGCGUACAGCGCGUACGUGGCGGAGAACAACGCGGCGGGCGCGCUGGUGCUGCGCGUGCAGGCGCGGGACGCGGACGCGGGCGCCAACGGGCGCGUGAGCUACUGGCUGGCGGGCGGCAGCGCGGGCGCGGCGGGCGCGGCGCCGCUCGUGUCGGUGGAGGCGCGGAGCGGCGCGCUGUACGCGCAGCGCUCCCUGGACUACGAGCAGUGCCGCGAGUUCACGGUGGCCGUGCGGGCGCAGGACGGCGGCUCGCCGGCGCGCAGCUCCACGGCCACGGUGCGCGUCUUCGUGCUGGACCGCAACGACAACGCGCCCCGGGUGCUGUGGCCGGCAGCGGCGGGAGGCGGAGCCGCUGCGGCGCCGGGAGAGGCUCCGGGAGCGGCGGCGACUCCUUUCGAGGUGGUUCCGCGUUCGGCCGAGGCCGGGUACCUGGUGGCCAAGGUGGUGGCGGUGGACGCGGACGCGGGGCGCAACGCGUGGCUGUCCUACGAGCUGGUGCCGGCGUCGGAGCCGGCGCUGUUCCGCGUGGGGCUGCACAGCGGCGAGGUGCGCACGGCGCGCGCCGUGUCCGAGCGGGACGCGGCCAAGCAGCGCGUGGUGGCCGUGGUGAAGGACCACGGGCAGCCGGCGCUCUCGGCCACGGCCACGCUGCACGUGGUGCUGGCCGAGAGCUUGCAGGAGGCGCUGCCGGAGCUGAGCGACAGAGACGCUGUGUCCCACCUGACGUCUGAUCUGAACCUCAUUCUUGUUGUGUCGCUCUCCGUGGUGUCCUUAUUAUUUGUUUCCACGGUAAUUUUUGUUUUUUUCUUUAAAUUUCGACAGUCCAAGAGCCCUCCCAUAUUUAUAACUUCUGAUAAGGAACUGUAUUCCACCUUGGGUUCAAAAGCACCGUACAACUACUGUAGCAGCACGCUACCCUUGCCCUAUUCCUACGACGUGUGUUUAGCUUCCGAGUCGGGGCAGAAGGACUUCACGUUCCUGAGACCAGUGUCGGCGGAGGAGCUGCUGGGCGGCGAUUCCUGCGAGAAGCCGAGCCUGAGUAGUAGCGCCGUAGGGGAGGAGGUGCUCGCCAAUCCCGACCUACCGCAGGUCUGUAAAACCAUCGAUAAGCUUGUCGAGACUUAG